Trichomonas vaginalis G3 is the source of this 486-nucleotide messenger RNA. Its product is annotated as integrase core domain containing protein family. NCBI's taxonomy places the organism in Eukaryota, Parabasalia, Trichomonadida, Trichomonadidae. Bases 1 to 486 code for a protein of 161 amino acids. The record is from RefSeq and is a predicted model, not a curated record. The transcript has a single exon.
AUGACACAACAACAAGAAGAAAAGUAUAUACAAAAGAAACGAAGCCAAACACAAAAUAUCAGAAAUUCAACACAAUUUACCCUCAUUCCUGGUACAAAAGUUCGUGUAGUUCUUGACGACAAACCGUUGACAAAGAAACGUUUAAGGUUAAGUAGAAACUAUUAUAUCGUAGACUCUACGCAAGGUAAUGGAUAUCUUAUAAAAGCUGCCGACGACUCUAUUGCGUUUUAUCCUCGUCAUAAAUUAGUUGAAAGUAGUAAUGGCAAACUUGCUGAAACCAUUGACGAAGCAAAGCGAGGAGUGGUUAUUGAAAUACUUGGCUACAACAUAAACGAUGACACUUAUAAAGUAAGAUAUGAAGGAGGCGUUGAAGAUGUUAUACCAUCUAAGAACUUGAGAGAGUCGAAGCCAACACAUCUGGGACCAUUAGAGCGGGAGUACUGGAAAGACAAAAAUAUGCCAGAAAGAAUAAGAAAAUUCUUCUAA